This is a messenger RNA of Dimorphilus gyrociliatus, 4207 nucleotides long. NCBI's taxonomy places the organism in Eukaryota, Metazoa, Annelida, Polychaeta, Dinophilidae. The record is from the annotation of a GenBank genome assembly.
AAUCUGUAUGUUUUAUUGAGAAUAGCGUCUUUUUGUCGUUGCCUUCGCCAGGAAAUCUUUCAUUAUCUAGCUUGUCGUAGUAAAAUCGAUUAAAUAAAUUAAUGCAUUUUACUAAAUAAGCUGCAAUCAAUAAGGUAACAUUUAUGAAAUAUUUAUUCGGAGUGUUCUUUUAAAGUUGUCAUAGGACAGGGCGAUAUUGGCGGAACUAUCUGAAGCGGGUGCAAGAUUAUUCGUAGAGAGAAGCUUUCGAUAUAUGUGUUGCCGCUUGAAAUGUAUGUUAACUCGUUGUUCAUUCGCUAAAUACUGAACUAUAGCCAAUCACAUCCUAGCUUACAAAAAUAUUUUGCGUCUCCACUAUCGCUCACAACUUCCGGUUAUUCCCUUCGUGUUGAGGUUUUUUGUGUAUCAUUGCAGACGAAUCUAACGAUUGCCGGGAAUAAUUAAUAUGAAAUAAUCUCCCAUAGUAAUGAACCUUGUUAUCGUAUUUUUAUUGGAUUAUUUUUAGAGUAGUCCUAGGUCUUAUUGGAGAUAUAAUAUUUCGUUCUUUUGCAGAUAAACCAUGCACCUGUAUCAACUAACCCUACAACGGGCAACGACAGUAACUCAUGCCGUCCAUGGCAAUUUCUCGGGGAAUAGUAAACAACAAGAAAUUAUAAUAUCAAGAGGAAAAAUUUUAGAACUGUUAAGACCAGAUCCUAACACUGGAAAAGUUCAUUCACUCCUUACUCACGAUGUUUUUGGUGUUAUUCGUUCCAUGAUGCCCUUCCGUUUGGUUGGUGGAUCGAAAGAUUUCCUCAUAAUUGGAUCAGACUCUGGCCGAAUCGUAAUCUUGGAAUAUCUUCCCACAAAAAAUCAAUUUGAAAAAUUGCAUCAAGAAACUUUUGGCAAAAGUGGCUGCAGAAGAAUUGUGCCUGGCCAAUAUUUGGCAGUUGAUCCAAAGGGAAGAGCUGUUAUGAUAGGAGCUGUAGAAAAGCAAAAAUUGGUAUAUAUUUUAAAUAGAGAUGCUCAAGCCAGACUAACAAUAUCUUCGCCCCUUGAAGCUCAUAAAGGUUCAACAUUGGUUUAUCAUAUGGUUGGUGUGGACGUUGCUUUUGAAAACCCCACGUUUGCCUGUUUAGAAAUGGAUUAUGAGGCCGCAGAUAACGAUCAUUCAGGACAAGCAGCACUUAAUACUAAACAAUCGCUCACUUACUAUGAAUUAGAUUUAGGCCUCAACCAUGUAGUAAGAAAGUUUUCGGAAUCACUCGACGAACACGCGAAUCUUCUAUUGCCUGUUCCAGGAGGAAAUGAUGGACCAAGUGGUGUUUUAGUGUGUGCUGAAAACUAUGUAACAUACAAAAAGUGGGGAGAGCAGCCUGAUAUUCGAUGCCCAAUUCCGAGAAGAAGAAACGAUCUAGACGAUCCUGAAAGAGGAAUGCUGAUAGUUUGUGCGGCAACACACAGAACAAAACAUAUGUUUUUCUUCCUUGUUCAGACAGAACAGGGUGAUGUUUUUAAACUAACUCUGGAAACUGAUGAAGACAUGGUUACAGAAAUGAGAAUGAAAUAUUUUGACACAUUACCUGUUGCCGCGGCUAUGUGUGUUCUGAAAACUGGAUUUCUCUACGUAGCUGCUGAAUUUGGACAGCAUGCGCUUUAUCAGAUUGCUCACUUAGCUGAUGAUGAGGAGGAGCCUGAGUUUUCGUCUAGUAUGCCUUUAGAUGAAGGAGAUACUUUUUUCUUUGCUCCAAGAGAAUUAACUAAUUUAGUUUUAGUUGACGAAAUAGACUCUCUCGCACCUUUAAUACACUCCGCCGUUGCUGAUCUUGCAAACGAGGAUGCUCCUCAAAUUUACACAGCUUGCGGACGAGGUGCCAGGAGUUCAUUAAGAGUAUUAAGACACGGUUUGGAAGUGACUGAAAUGGCUGUCAGCGAAUUACCAGGAAAUCCCAACGCUGUAUGGACUGUUCGAAAAAAUAGUCACGACCCAUUUGACGCAUAUAUCAUUGUAUCCUUCGUGAAUGCUACCUUAGUUUUAUCUAUUGGUGAUACUGUUGAGGAAGUUACUGAUUCUGGUUUCUUGGGAACAACGCCCACAUUGGCUUGUUCUUCAUUGGGAGAUGAUGCCCUUGUUCAGGUUUAUCCUCAUGGAAUUCGUCAUAUAAGAGCUGAUAGAAGAGUUAAUGAGUGGAAGACUCCAGGAAAAAAGGCUAUUUCUAAGUGUGCUUUGAAUGAACGCCAAGUCGUUAUUGCACUUUCCCACACGGAACUGGUUUAUUUUGAAAUGGAUUCUUCAGGACAGCUAAAUGAAUAUACUGAAAGGACUAAUAUGCCCUCUGAUAUUGUAUCUAUGUGUCUAUCAAAAGUUCCCCAAGAUGAGCAGCGUUGUCGAUUUUUGGCUGUGGGCUUGUCAGAUAAUACCGUUAGACUUAUAUCUCUGGAUCCUCAUGACUGCCUAUCACCAUUGGCAAUGCAGGCUCUACCUGCUCUGGCUGAGUCGCUUUGCAUGUUGGAAGUUCGAUCAGAUCUUGGUGGAAAAGAUGAUUCAGCGCCAAGAUUGAUGUUAAAUAUGGGACUACACAAUGGAGUUUUAUUAAGAUCACAAAUUGAUAGAGUAACAGGUGAUCUAUCAGACACUCGCACAAGAUACUUGGGCUCGAGACCAGUGAAGUUAUUUACUAUAAAAGUACAAGGACAUGGCGCAGUUUUAGCAGUAUCAUCCAGAUCUUGGCUAUCAUACUCGUAUCACGGAAGACAACAUUUAACACCUCUUUCGUAUGAAGCUCUUGAAUAUGCCGCAGGAUUUUCGUCUGAACAGUGUCCUGAAGGUGUUGUUGCAAUUGCAACGAAUACUUUAAGAAUUUUGGCUUUAGACAAGUUAGGUGUCGUUUUCAAUCAUGUUUCCACGAAAUUAUCACUUACUCCUAGAAAAUUUGUUCUUCAUUACGAGACUUGUCAAAUUGUCCUUAUUGAAACGGACCAUAAUGCCUAUACGGACGAGGUUAGAGAGCAGAGGAAACAACAAAUGGCAGAAGAAAUGGUAGAGGCCGCUGGAGAAGAAGAACAACAAUUAGCAGCUGAAAUGGCCACAUCAUUUCUGAAUGAAAAGUUGCCUGAUGUGGUUUUCGGGAGUCCUAAAGCUGGCCUAGGUUGUUGGGCUAGUCAAAUAAAAAUUAUGAACCCAUUAACUAGUUCAAUUGUAUCAACUGUACAAUUGCCUCAAGAUGAAGCUGCUGUAUCAUUGGCUAUGCUAAAAUUUACUGAAAGAGGUGGAGAAAUGUGGUUUGUUGUUGUAGGCGUAGUGAGGAAGUUGAUUCUUGCACCGAGAUCCAGUGAGAAUUCAUAUCUCCUUACUUAUGCUCUCUUAGAUAACUUUUCAAGAUUGGAAUUAGUUCAUAAAACUCCGGUGGAAGAUAAUCCAAGUGCGAUGGCUCCAUUUGAGGGAAGACUUUUGGUUGGCGUAGGAAAGCUUUUAAGAAUUUAUGAUUUAGGGAAGAAGAAACUACUUAGAAAAUGUGAAAAUAAACAUUUACCCUAUCAGAUUGUUUCAAUUACAUCAAUGGGAUCACGUAUUGUGGUUGGAGACGUUCAAGAAUCUAUUCAUUGGUUGAGAUACAAGAGAAGAGAUAACACCCUUAACAUAUUUUGCGAUGAUACAGUUCCCAGAUAUAUAACUUGUUGUGCUUUGAUUGACUAUUCAACAGUUGCCGCCGCCGAUAAAUUUGGAAAUAUUUCAAUUCUUCGAUUGCCAGCAGAUGUAAAUGAUGACCUUGACGAUGAUCCAAGUGGCCAGAGAGCUUUGUGGGAGAGAGGUGUAUUGAAUGGUGCCCCACAUAAACUUGUCUCCGUUUGCGAAGCUCAUAUAGGAGAGAUGGUUACAUCAUUACAAAAAUCAACCCUUGUUCCAGGGGGUUCUGAAUGUAUAGUUUAUACGACAAUUUCAGGAGGUAUAGGGGUACUGGUUCCGCUUACCUCACACGAAGAUUACGAUUUCUUACAGCAUCUAGAAAUGCACAUGAGACAAGAAUCAGCACCUCUCUGUGGGAGGGAUCAUCUAGCAUUUAGAAGUUAUUAUUUCCCGAUACGUAAUGUUAUUGAUGGUGAUUUAUGUGAAAUGUAUUCAUCGUUGGAUAUUUCGAGACAACAAAGUAUCGCCUUGGAAUUAGAUAGAACACCAGCUGAUGUAGCUAAGAAAUUGGACGAUAUGAGAACGAGGUUCGCCUUUUAA